AUAAUGCAGCUCCAGUCUACUGAUAAGAGCUUAACCUUCAUGCUGGAAGAUCACCAUGAUCUGAGCGCGGCCAAGGAGGCCUUAGUGACCUGGAAUGCUGGCUGGUCAGGGCGUACCUGUGGACGCGCCUGUGAUGAUAGCGUUACGAUAACAAAGGUCACGGUGCAGAACGUAGAGAAGAGCGCUCAGCGGAGACAGCUUGGCCGAUCUGCGCAAGAGGGUUGUCAGCGGCCAUCCGACAUCGCCACUAGAUUGCCCAACGGAGGCACAGUCAAAGUGCCGCUGUCACAAGAGUGCCAAAUAGUAUAAAAAGUAUUAAUGAAGACAUUGAUCCUUUGUAACUAGUAGAAUUUUCUUAAAGCGGGUGUUAGGAAUCAUCUCCAAAGAGCUUGGGUAUUGGUUGACAAUAAUAUAACGUUGACAUUAGUAAAGAUGUAUUAUGGUCAAUAGCUAGUCAAAGAUUACGGCGGCAGCGGCUACUAAAUCAGGACUUUGGCUCAGGGUUACUUUAACUGUAAAACCAUAUCAAAGAAAAUCCAGGUCUAAGGUCGAAUCAUAGGCAUAUUAGAUCUAGGCAUGAAGGCUCAAGGAACAGACCUCCAUAUAUGCGGUGUGGCUCAAUCUCCAUAACGCGAAAUGGUGCGAAUGCGACGCUUGAACUCAGACUUCAGCGACGAUUAAAGAUCGUGAUCAAUGUUUACUUUUAAAUCAUGCGAUAAAGAAAAUGUUCAUAGAUGUGCAAUGGAAGUCAUAGUUUUGCCAAAUUUAACCGAAUUGCAAAUAUUGUUAUGGUUAUUAAAGAAAUUACACACAUUUUAAACCGAAGUCUGGACUUAAUCAUCGCAUCUAUACCCUUUGUCGCGAUGGCGGUAACUUUAAGCUUAGAGGCGACCUUAGCAUUAGUCUUAAUUCAGGUAAGCUUAAUAAGCCUUGAUUCAAAUCAUGAUGAUAUUUAAACCUAGGUCACUGUUUUAUAUCGCAGUGACAGUUAGUUUAAGUCAUCAGAGAGGUAGAUUAAACUCCUAAUAGCAUAUAGCCUAGAUUAUUACAGUGGCAUUAAAUCAAAGACUUUAGUUUUGAAAUAUAUCUUUUAGUGAGUGGAUAAGAAUGCACAAGGUCUAAAUAAGUGGUUAUUUAGACCUCGAUCAUGUGCAACGCUGCAAUCAAAACGGGGAUUUAAAAAAGACUCAUGUUGGCAUUAGAAUAGCGUAAGAUAUUUUUAAGGUAGCCUAGCUUGAUUCUCAUUUUUAUCAUCACUUUUAUCAUCUUUGCUCACAUCACAUAUCAUACCUAUCAACAAAUGCAAGACUGAAAUUGCAAUCAUUGCAUGAAUAACUGUUAUCAUCCUAUUCAUUUCAUCUACCAUUAUACUGAGAAAUAUUUUUUUUUAUAAAUCAGUAAAUUACAUUAUCAAAUGUUUCAGCGAUAUUUUCAUCUUCUUUUUGUAUGUUGUAUUUUGAGAAGUUAUAGAGACAAAAAGAAAUAUAUAGUCUCUU
Messenger RNA from Penaeus indicus, 1496 nucleotides. RefSeq lists its product as uncharacterized. The record is from RefSeq and is a predicted model, not a curated record. The coding region runs from base 4 to 309 and encodes 101 amino acids. Lineage: Eukaryota; Metazoa; Arthropoda; Malacostraca; Decapoda; Penaeidae. The transcript has 2 exons.